AGCUGCAUGGUCGGGGUUGCUUCAUACAUGAAGCUUCUGUACAAUGACCGGUCUAACUGACAUCUUGCUGCUAUUCUGGUGAAGGAUGCAACACAGCAAAGGGCUUUUUAAACACUCAAAUGAACUGAAAGCUGACAGCCAAAUAACCUGGGAAGUGGUGACUGGAUAAAGAAGGUGACUGCGAACAGUCAUGGGAUGUGGCGUCACAAAGUCUAACCAUCUCCACAAACACACCACAUCCAGUGGAAGAGCUGUUACAACCAUAAGAGCUGCCAUCCUGAUUCAGCGAUGGUACCGUCAGUACGUCGCCCGCACAGAGAUGAGGCGGAGAUACACCUGGAACAUCUUCCAGUCCAUCGAAUACUCCGGAGAGCAGGCCCAGAUCAAGCUUUAUAAUUUCCUUGGCUACCUCAUGGACAAUUUCACACCAUCGAGCAAUGAACGAAAUUUGAUCUCGCACAUCUUCAGAGAGAACGAGGUCUGCCGGGACGCAGAGUGGGAGAGGUACUUCUGCUACAAGAACAUCGAGGUGCCGGAGAUUUACUCGGGACCUCAUCUCACCUUUCCUCUGACGGUAGAGGAAGCAGUCGGUCUGGUGGAGGCUUUCAGGAAUAAGAAACAGCUGCACUCACGCUACGUCCUUCAGCUCCUCUUGGAGACGUGGAAACUGCUCCGCAUGUUUCCAAAUAUCAACCGUAUCUCCACCUGCCACAGCAAAGAAAUCACGAUUUGUGGUGAUUUGCACGGACAGCUGGAAGACCUGCUGCUGAUUUUCUAUAAGAACGGCAUGCCGUCCUUGGAGAAGCCCUAUGUGUUUAAUGGAGACUUUGUGGACAGAGGCAGGGACUCUAUUGAGAUCCUCCUCAUCUUGUUUGCAUUCCUGCUCGUUUACCCAAGUAAUGUCUACCUGAACAGAGGAAACCACGAGGACCACAUAGUCAACCUCAGGUACGGGUUCACCAAGGAGGUGUUGAAUAAGUACAAGAUGCACGGGAAGAGGAUCCUGAAGCUGCUGCAGAAGAUUUUCAGCUGGUUGCCAUUAGCAACAGUGAUCGACCAGAAGGUGCUGGUCCUCCACGGGGGGAUCUCUGACUCCACGGACCUCGGCGUCCUCGCCAGAGUUGACAGACACAUUUACAUCUCGGCUCUGAGACCUCCGAAGAAGAGACACCACAGCUUGGCGGGAAUAUCCAUCGACUCGGACGCAGAUGUGGACACCGCAGCCAUCAGCAGGGUCUUCCAGCGCCGGGCCUCUUUCACGUAUCCCAAACCCAUGGGAACCCGAUAUUGCUUCCAAAAUCGUUCGCUGCAGGACUUCUCGGAUCGGAUCAGAGUGAACAUGGAGAACCAGCUGGAGCUCAGCAGGAGGGAAGAGCCAACUCUGAACGCCCAGAUCAACAAACCGGAGCAAGAAUCUCUGUGUUUGUCCACCGACUCUGUCAGCAGUGACAACACCGUGGAUGAGUGGAAACAGAUCCUGGACCUGCUGUGGAGUGACCCGAUGACUCAGGAUGGAUGCAUACCCAACGAGGUGAGGGGCGGAGGCUGCUACUGGGGCCCUGAUGUCACCGAGGACUUCCUGAACAGACACAAUCUGCAGCUCAUCAUUCGCUCCCAUGAGUGCAAACAGGAGGGCUAUGAGUUCUGCCACAACCGUAAGGUCCUCACUCUGUUCUCUGCCUCCAAUUACUAUGACGUGGGGAGCAAUAGGGGGGCUUACGUGAAGCUGGGCCCUGACCUUGUGCCUUAUUUGAUUCAAUAUCAGGCCAGCAGCAUGACGAGAGAGCUCACCGUGAGACAGAGUGUUGGGCGAACCGAGCGCUCAGCUCUCAGAGUCCUGAGGGAGCAGCUGUUUGCGCACAAGUCUGACCUCCUCUGUGCCUUCAGAAAGUUUGACAGCGAGAACAAAGGUCUGCUGUCUCUGAACGACUGGGCCUCUGCAGUGGAGAGUGUGAUGCAUCUGGAUCUGCCCUGGAGGAUGCUUCGCUCUCAGCUGGUCACCUGCAAGAACAGCGAAGGCACGAUAGACUACUACGAGUGGUUCAACGAGCUUGCCAUCACAGGAUCCAAAACAGAUCAUAUUGACCAGAGUCUGCUGGAAACGUUGUAUCGCCACCGCUCCACUUUGGAGACAAUCUUCAGGAUUGUAGACACGGACAACUCAGGGUUCAUCAGCAUGCAGGACUUCCGUCAGACCUGGAAGCUGCUGAGCGUCUACCUGAAAAUGGAGAUCACCGACGAGGCCAUCUCCGACCUGGCCAUCACAAUUGACAGCAACCAUGACGGCAGCAUAGACAUUGACGAGUUCAUGGAGGCCUUUCGGCUCACGGACAAGAAGAGCCGGCUGGAACGAGGACGCAGCAUGUUCAUGGGCACGGCCUCCGACCUCACCAAGCUGGAGGGAGAUCCCAACAUUUGAUGAAAAAGCGUGUUAAACAGAUAGCUCGGCGUCCAGCAGAGGGGAGGAGAGGGAGCUGCAGCCAACGCAAGCUGCUUUUAAUGACGCACAUAAAGAUGCAGGAUGAUGCUGAGCAACAGCCGCCUGGAUCACAGGGGAUUAGGAGGAGGUUAGAGGUCAGGGUGUUUGACGGCGAAUGCUCAUUCGAAGCGGAGGAAGUCUGGGCAAAACGCAGCAGCUUGAGCAACUCACGUCUCCUUUAUAUUCCUAAAAUAGUCCAAAACUGAAAAACAAAAGGCAUCUUAUAGAAAAUAACAAUUUAAUUAAAUGCAAAAAUGGGUGAUUUUUGCAUUUAAUAUUCACUGAAUUUACGUUUAACAGCUUCAAAUGUGACUCAUGUCAACAUAAAAAGAUUCUCACACUCCAGAUGUGUUAAAAUGGACAUGUAAUGAUCCUACUCGUGUGAUGAUUAACAGUUAAAACUGAGUAAAAGAUGGGAAGGAGCACAGAAAUAAGAAUCCUUCAAAUAUAUGAAGAAAUGUGUUAAAUAUAUAAAAAGUGCUUGCCAAAGGUUUUUGGGAGGUAGCUUAUUGAAAUAAUUUUUCACAUCAUCUACAUUUUUUUUUUUUAUGAAUUUGUUGUAUGUAGUGAAGAGGUAUUUCAAGAAAAGGAGGAAGAUAGGGUAACACAUCAUAUGGAUGGAUGUUAUCUCAUGGUGGUGCCAGCUGAGAACGAGACAGGGUCUGGAUGGUGGGGAACAGUUACCAGAUGAUUGGGAAAGAACAGACUCGCUAAAGGAGUCUCGGAGAGUAAGAAGAGGAUGGAGGGAAUGGAGAUCAAGUGUACCGGUACAAGUUAUUAAAGAACAGGGGAGCUGCAGUAACCACAGUGGGAUAAGGUUAUUGGAGACCAUGAAGA
Pundamilia nyererei is the source of this 3316-nucleotide messenger RNA. It is a transcript of the gene ppef2a, whose product is annotated as protein phosphatase with EF-hand domain 2a. Bases 191 to 2419 code for a protein of 742 amino acids. The transcript has 18 exons. NCBI's taxonomy places the organism in Eukaryota, Metazoa, Chordata, Actinopteri, Cichliformes, Cichlidae. Gene Ontology annotation, molecular function: manganese ion binding; phosphoprotein phosphatase activity; Hsp90 protein binding. The record is from RefSeq and is a predicted model, not a curated record. Gene Ontology annotation, biological process: negative regulation of MAPK cascade; detection of stimulus involved in sensory perception.